AUGUCCUCUAUUCCAAACGACUCACAGCUUCCGAAGAUUAAUAAGUUUGUGGGUGAAGGUAUUGAGAAACCGAAUGUACGAUCUAUCUAUGCUGGGGGUGCUGAUGAUGAACUUAAACGGACUCAUCGAGUUAUGAUACUCAUAGGCCCGAAAACAGCAGGAAAGGCUUAUUUAAUCGAUUUUUUCUGCAGUUAUUUCUAUGGGGCAUCAGUCAAUAGCCUAGACCGGUAUCACAUAGCUAAUGAGCAAUUCAAUGAAUUCACACCUCAAAAGCCUAUCUCGACUUAUAUUUUCAAUAACACUCGUAUGAGGUUUCGGCCAGUUCUCAUAGAUACUCCUUGUGUGGAUUUUACCAGUGAGCAGAAGGAUGUUAACUCAAUAGAUGCAUGGUUGAAAGACAAUAAUACCAUGAGAAUAGAUGUAAUAGCCGUCGUUCUUUCAUCCAUCGUUCGAUUAAGCUCUCAAGAGCAAGACCAACUCAGCAAAACAUUGAACCUGUUACCUAUCCAUGUCCGGUCAAAGUUGAUCGUCAUAAUGACGGAGAGUGACGAUUCUCCUCCGCCACCCUCGCUACUUGAACGCUUGUUCACUUACAUUCAUUUGAAUCGUCCUGUUACCAUAUCUGGAUUGCCACAUGAGAAGAAAUCCUUUCCCGGCAGUUUGAAAGACAGCGGAUCAGAAGCAUCAUCCAGCUUUUCUUCUCGACAAAGCAGUUUUCGAGAAGCCAUUCGGUCACCUAUUGAUAGUGCCAGCUCAGCAGCAAACGAGUCAUCUGACCCUCACUCAUCAAACAGUGCCCAAACUGUUAUUACCCGUCAACCGUCAGGAACGAAAGGAAUUUCAACCGAAGAACAUUUCAGUUCUGUGGACCAACGCCUAACAACAUUUUCAUCAGUCAGUGAGGUCUAUGAAAAAGCAACAACAGAAACCUUAAAACGGUUUCCUUCAAUCUUAUCAGCUAAAAAGACUGAUGAUGUUGAUGCACCGCCCCCUGCAGUGCCGUCGGCAACACGUCCACCUCAACCGCCGCCACCACCUCCACCACCUCUCUCAACAUCGCUUCCUCUUCAAAGUAGUUCAUCGAAGUUAACAAGUUCUUCAAAAACAGACAGCCUUCCUAAUCCUCCUCCUCCUCCUUUGGCUGUUCCUCAACAGCUAUUAGAAUCGAUCAGAAACUCUUCUAGGGCUAUAGGUAAAGAAGAGUCAUCUGCUGAGAUGAAAGAUGUUGUCGUUGUCAAUUACAAUGAUAAAGAGUCUGAAGUUGUUGUUUUGAAUCACAAUGAACCCCAACGAUCGAGUCGUUCGUUCUCUGAAACUAUUUCUAAGAUGACAUCCAGUCGCGAAGUUAUUUCUCAUGAUUCCACUUCUCAUGUGCCUCCAAAAACACCCGACUUUCCGCCUCCGAUGAAUCCAAUAUCUCGUCCGUAUGACCUUCCACCUUCAGGAGGAAAGCCUAGACGACCUCCAUUGCCUGUAUCCCCUAAUACAAACGCAACAUCUCAAAGACCAGGAGCAUUUCCCAUAUCACCCGCAAACAAAGAUACAGUCAAAGUAUAUAGCAAUGAAACAACCCCACCACCCCCAACAAGUACCAUGCCAGUAACGAAGAACGUCUCAUCGACUUACUCAACUCUUGUAUUCAUGAAUGAAAAUGGAACUUAUACAACAGAUAAGCUUAAGUCUUACACUCCAAGCAAUAAGCCGGCACAACCCGAUUCAAACGCUCACUAUACGCAGACGCCUAUUUAUCCAAGCAGUCCUCGCUCACCGUAUUCAACUUCAUUAACAGACCAAUUGAAAGAUAAAGAUAAUUUCAAGAAGAAUUCAAAUUAUCAAACUUUACCCUAUUCUGAUAUGAUAAGAAGCACAGAUUCUGAGGCACAACACUUAAGAUAUUCAACAAACGGUGACUUGGGCUCUUUAGAGCGUGGUUACUCAUCAAGCAGGUAUACGAAUGUGCCGGUAGGAGAUAUAAGCCCAGUAAGAUAUGUUUAUGAAACGGCUUCUCGUAAUUAUGUGCCUUAUGCAGUGGGGGGAAGAAGCCUUUCUAGGCAAGGGCGAGAAUUGGAAAGACGAAAACGUGAAUCAAGGUCUCUUGAACCAUUUCGCCACUCUCAAAUUGAGGAUGAACCAUAUCAUACAUCAAGUGGAUUCAUAAGAUUCCGUCGUUGUUCUCCUAUGAGACAUUCAACCAAUUCUCUUCAUCGCAUAGCUCCAGAGUUACCAGAAUUGAUUCAAGCAGAAGACAAAUAUUCCUUGAUGGAAUACCCACAAUAUCAUACGCUGCCCAAAGAAACGAUAAUUGAUUAUAAAAGUCCUACUUUCGAUAGGUACCGACCAGCAAGCUACGACCCAUAUGGAAGUGUCCGCAUUGAGAAUCCUGAUUCCAGUACCCUUCAACGGAACCAACCUGCUCGAUCAUCUGACGCUCCCACGUACUCCAUCAACCCAAAUAGAAACAGCAACGCUUUACUCUUAGAACGUGACAGGCUUUUAAGACAAACAAGGGAGGAUGUCAAAAGGGAUUCUUAUCCCAAUUCACGGAUUCCUAUUUAUCAAAAUCUUCCAAGCCAACCUCGUGAUGCUACCAAUCGGUACGAUCAAGUACCUCCUCCAGGAACUCUCAAUAGGAACUCUAUAAUGAUUCCUUCUGAACUAAGAAACGGAAAGCCAAUCCAGAUAAAUGUGGAUAUGAAGGAAAAGGACAAACACCAGAAGGAACCACAUUUGCCACCACAUGGUUAUACUGAUUCUGAUUAUGGAGAGAAUUGGGAUCCCGUUCGAAACCAAGAGAGAGGAGCCACACCGCAGAACUAUCAACAACCUCAACAACCACAGUACCAACAAUUAAGUGAGCAGCCUCAUGUUAUCGGUCAACGUGUGAAUAGCUCUUUACAACGUAACCGACCAGAUAACUUGAACAUCGGAAACGGCGCUACUCCUGGCCCAGCGAAUAAUCAAGGACAGGGACACGGGAGCAGAGGAUACGGCCAAAUACAGGAAGACGGUGUUCGAAUAACCGAAACAACUUAUCAUCCGACUGGUUUCUUAACAGAAGUCAAUGAUCCUAGAUCUCCACCUCCUCCUCCAUAUAUGACCAGACCGUAUCCAGCUACACCCGGUUACACAGGCGGUGAUCAGAUGGAACGUCAACCUCUACGAUCGCAAUCCCCUCGAAAAGGAAAGAAUCAGAAAAACGUGAAGAACCAACCGAAACGAAAAGCCACGAAAAAGACAACAAAAGUGACGACAAGAAGACGAACACAGAGAGCUCAAAUUCAAUGCUUGAAUUGGAGUCCUUCAGAAUGUGGAAACCCAAGGGACUGCUGUCUAAACUUAGUUUUCUUCUUAGUUAUUCCUCUCAUCAUACUAGCUGUAAUAGCAACGAUUAUCAUAAUCAUUGUUACAAGUCAUAAAUCAGAGGAUUAUAGGAGUACUGACUAUUAUGGAAAUAAUUAUAAUUCAUAUGGCAAUUCUAACUAUAAUAACCGAUAUCAGUAUUGA
Molecule: messenger RNA, 3504 nt
Organism: Auanema sp. JU1783
Lineage: Eukaryota; Metazoa; Nematoda; Chromadorea; Rhabditida; Rhabditidae
Source: the annotation of a GenBank genome assembly